This is a messenger RNA of Volvox carteri f. nagariensis, 480 nucleotides long. RefSeq lists its product as uncharacterized. The record is from RefSeq and is a predicted model, not a curated record. The transcript has 3 exons. NCBI's taxonomy places the organism in Eukaryota, Viridiplantae, Chlorophyta, Chlorophyceae, Chlamydomonadales, Volvocaceae. Bases 1 to 480 code for a protein of 159 amino acids.
AUGGCGCCCUCCAUAGGAGCGCACGCUGUGUUUUCCAAGUCUCCAAAGCGGCGUGAGGACUACAAGGCUCUUUGCGCAGUGCUGGAUGUUCUGGCAAAGACCCUCAAGCCUUUUCUUGUCACAUGCUGGAGCAGUCGGUUCCAAUGCAUGAAGGAUCUGUUGCCACAGCUGAAGGCCUUCCUGACCUUCCUGUGGCUGGAUGCUGUCAAUGUAGCCUCUUCCUCCCCAGCUGCCAGCAAUGUGACGAGGCCAGCUGCUCCGGUCACCGGCAAAGUAACAAAGCCAGCUGCAACAGCUUACAGAUUUCCGGAUGCUGGUGAGCCUGCACUUCAUGUGCAAUUGCUAGUGCAGACCAAUGGUGUGUUUAGGCUGAUGCAAGCCCAGCAGUUUAAGUUUUCUGAGAUUGCUGGUGCUGUUGCGGUGGUGCAGUGCUCACUGCUGAAGAUGUGCAGCCAGGGUAGUACACACUUCCUGCACUGA